Messenger RNA from Aspergillus welwitschiae, 1212 nucleotides. RefSeq lists its product as uncharacterized. The record is from RefSeq and is a predicted model, not a curated record. Lineage: Eukaryota; Fungi; Ascomycota; Eurotiomycetes; Eurotiales; Aspergillaceae. The coding region runs from base 1 to 1212 and encodes 403 amino acids. The transcript has 2 exons.
AUGCAUCCUAAUGUGGUUCCUGUACAGCGGACUUCUGCUAGGAUCUACUACAAAUUGGCGCUGAUGAUAGGUGCUGCCUUGACUCCCGAAGUGAUAUUUUGCAUGGCUGUGUCGCAGUGGUUGGAAGCCAAACGUGUUUUGCGCGCCUGGCGCGCCGCAUGGGACGAUGACGAAAAGUUCCAAGAUUUCCAGGAUGUACUCGGGAUGCCUGGCGCUUUUUUUGUCACAAUGGGGGGCUUUGUUGUCGAUUCAAACAAAUUCAAAUCAGAACCGUGCGACCAAGGCAAGAAUUUGGGCGAUAAGGAAGCGAGAUAUCGAACAGAAACCGACGAAUUGAUCACUACCAUUGGUUCUCCUGGUUUUAUUUUAUUGUUGGAAAGAGGAAUCAUACGGAGACUGGUUGAAAGUGGCCAACUUACCAAGUCACAUUUCGAUCACAAUGUUAUUGAGGACAAGGGGAAGGCGAAUAAUAUCGCCAAGGCCAUUGUCGUUUGUCAGGCCAUGUGGUUGCUUGUGCAACUCAUAGGCCGAAAGUCAGCGGGUCUACCAGUAACACUUCUUGAGGCUCAUGUUGCCAUCCAGAUACUCUAUUCGGUAACUACGUACCUUUUCUGGUGGUCAAAACCAUUGAACGUUGCUGUGCCUAUCCCUAUCCCACUGGAUGCAGAUGCAGGUGAGAUGGGGGGACAUGAUCUUGAAAGCCCCAGCAUCAGCCUAUUCCGAGGACAAUCUUUCAUCACGGAGAGGAGAUCUAACGGUACAUUCGUCCAUAUGUCCUUUCGUGCAGCGUAUGAUUCUGUCGUGAUGCUUCAGCCCAUAGUGGAAUUUGUGCAAGCCUUUACUGCCAUAGUCAAUGGUGGUCUUCAUGCUACUUUGUGGAACUCGCACUUUCCGACAUCCAUUGAGCGCUUACUAUGGCGUCUAUCAGCUGUUGGAAUGGGACUGUUUCCGCUCCUUAUCUACCUUUUCAUCUAUGAUAAGGGCUUUGAACGUUUUUUCGUGCGAUAUUUAUACGAAGUCAGGUUUGACAAUGCGCCACUGGUCAGACAGCUAGUCAAUAUCAUCUAUGGCUUUUGGAAGAUGUAUAAGGAUGGCUCUAUGGAUAUACCAUUAGAAGAGCUUGAUAUCCCUGGAAAAUUAACGGCCAAAGAGAGCGUCAGUAGUGGUGCAGUUACCACAUUGCCUAUCGAAAGUAGCAAAAGCGAUAUGUAG